Molecule: messenger RNA, 3641 nt
Organism: Megalops cyprinoides (Indo-Pacific tarpon)
Lineage: Eukaryota; Metazoa; Chordata; Actinopteri; Elopiformes; Megalopidae
Gene: dennd2b
Product: DENN domain containing 2B
Exons: 20
Coding region: 166-3588 (1140 amino acids)
Biological process (GO): positive regulation of ERK1 and ERK2 cascade
Source: RefSeq, a predicted model, not a curated record
AGAGUUUAGGGAAGAGCAGCAGGUAUCACUGGCAAAACUGCAAGUUUUUGCUACGGUAUAGCUAAUAGGAUUGCUGUUUAUCUGGGAAAUACAAAAUGAGAAUGGCGUGGAAAGGGAAGCGUUGCUACGUCGAGGUGAGCGGGACGUCCUUUGGCAAAGGAGACGAUGACGGCCAACAAGAGCGGCAAGACUGCACCCAGAGCCAGAGGGAGUAAAGCACCCCAGGACAUUCCGGACAGGUGCCAGUCAGCAUCUCCACCUCCCAUCCUUUCUGUGGCGAAAGGUCUCUCUCGCCCUCUGAGCGACAGCGAGGAACCCUGCAAUCAGAGUGGUUACGCCAGGGCCAGCAGCGGAAAGCUCCGGAGCCUGAGGAAUUGGACCAAUAAGAGCGCCAGCCUACGCAGCGGGGCCUCCCUGUCCUCGGACUUUGACUCCCAGAGCUGCCUCCUCAAGGCCAGGAGCAUCAGCUGCCUGGACAACAAGCUCUCUGUCUACAAGCCGGCCGGGGACGGUGGUGGUGGCGGCGGUCAGGAGCAGAAGGAGAACCGGCAGGAGGGCGCCCCCGCCAGGGAUGGAGUGAGCGUCCCUCAGCUGGGCAGGAGCACGCUCUCUCUGGGCCCCGCCUCCAACCACACCCACCACCAGCGCAGCCUCUCUCUCGGCCGUGCCGGAGCCUGCCCCCCGUCCACUGCCAUCCGGAAGAGGAUCUCCGAAUGGGAGUGCCGGAGGGUGUCGCUGCCUAGGAUGAGCCUGUGCCUGGACAAGAGGCCCCUGGGCGACCCCGGCCUCCUGCCCUCGCCCUGCAGCGAGAAGGCCUUCGACUUCAAGGGCGCGCGAAGGAUGAGCACUGCCUUCUCCGAGUGCUCCUACCCAGAGACGGAGGAGGACGAGGCGGCGGUAGCCUCCGACCGCGAGGCCUCGGGCCGCUUUGACCGGAGGCCCAACAAGGCUGAGACCGCGGGCCUCCUGCUGCGCUCCCUCUCCCCCCGCAAGGAGACCUCUGCCGUCCUCAACCGGAUACAAAAGAUCGAGCAGGCGCUGAAGGAGAGCCCGUCGCAGGCCCCGCCGCAGUUCCCCAGCAGCUGCUACGCGCCGGACAGAAUCCGGCACAGGUCCUUCACCAUAGCCGGGCUCGGGGACGUGGACGCCAUAUGCGUCGGCAAGAGAGGCAGCGUCAGCUCGGUCACCACUGAGCCUGAUCUGGGGUCAGAGAGGCUCCCCAAACUGAAGCAGAGGGUUGGCGCGAGCGCCGCCCCACCAGGCAGCCCCGAGCUGUCCUCCCCAGAGAGCCCGCGGAUCACCCCAGUCAAUCCCGUGCCCAAGCCCAAGCGCACCUUCGAGUACGAGGCCAACAGGAGCCAAAAGGCUGCAUCGCCGAGCAAUGGUCUACCUCCCGGCAGUCCGUCCGAGUCCCCGCCGCCGUUGCCCUCCACCCCGGCACCGCCCACCACGCGGAACCAGAAAGAGGGAAACCAGAAGGAGGGAAACCUCAGCGCAAAGGUCCUGGACAGGGAAUCGUGUGAGUCGGAGGAUGCUGCCAGCUUGCCCUCCUCCUACCCGUCGUCGCCCACAGAGAACGGCACCACCUCCACCGAGACCCGUAGUCGGCCCAGCUCUAAAAGCACUUUAGAGGAGAAUGCCUACGAGGACAUUGUGGAGUCUCUCAAAGAGAACCCGUACGAAGACGUGGACCUGAAGAUCCGGGCGGCGGGGCGGAAGUCCCGACUGCUACCCGAGAGCUCCCGGGACUCGCCCAACAGGAUGUGGACCCCCCAGGACAGGAAGUCGGGUACACCUCCCCAGCUGCCCUCCAAACCCGGCAGCCAAUCGUUGCGCCUCCCAGGUGCCACGGACAGGAAGUGCCACCGGGCCUCGCGUCUGUCCAAGCGGCACAGCCACGACGACAUGCUGCUCCUCCCCCAGCUCAGUGCCCCCCCCUCCCCCUGCAGUCUGCUGAGAGACAGCCUGAGCAGCGCCAGCGACACCCUGGGCUCACGCUGUCACAGGAGGGUCCCCAAGCUGGUGCAGAGGAUAAACUCCAUCUACUCCUCUAAACGGGGGAAGAAAAGGCUGAAGAAACUCUCCUUGUCCAGCAUAGAGACCUCCUCUCUGAGAGAUGACAACAGCGAGAGCGAGAGUGACUCUGAUGACAGGUUCAAAGCUCACACCCAGCGGCUGCUGAAGCUGCAGUCCAUGCUGCGCCGCGCCCCCAGCUACCGCACCCUGGAGCUGCAGCUGAUCGAGUGGCAGGAGAGGGAGCUCUUCGAGUACUUUGUGGUGGUGUCGCUGAAGAAGAAGCCCACCAAGAACUCCUACACCCCCGAGGUCACCUACCAGUUCCCCAAGCUGGAGAGGCCCACCAAGCAGAUGAGGGAGGCAGAGCAGCGGCUCAAGGCCAUCCCGCAGUUCUGCUUCCCGGAUGCCAAGGACUGGAGCCCAGUGUCCGAGUACACCAGUGAGACCUUCUCCUUCAUGUUGACUGGAGAGGACGGGAGCCGACGCUUUGGAUACUGCAGGAGGCUGCUGCCCAGUGGGAAAGGCCCCCGUCUACCCGAGGUCUACUGUGUCAUCAGCCGCCUGGGCUGUUUCGACUUGUUCUCCAAGAUCCUGGACGAAGUGGAGAGGCGCAGGGGCAUUUCGGCUGCCCUGGUGUACCCCUUCAUGAGGAGCUUAAUGGAGUCACCCUUCCCUGCACCGGGGAAGACCAUCAAAGUCAAAACCUUCCUGCCUGGAGCAGGGAAUGAGGUGAUGGAGCUGCGACGGCCAACGGACUCUCGUCUGGAGCAUGUGGAUCUGGACAGCCUGUUCAGCUGCCUGAGUGUGCGUCAGGUGGUUCGCGUCUUCGCCUCCCUGCUCCUGGAGCGGCGGGUCAUCUUCGUGGCCGACAAGCUCAGCACCCUGUCCAGCUGCGUCCAUGCCAUGGUGGCCCUGCUGUACCCCUUCUCCUGGCAGCACACCUUCAUCCCUGUGCUGCCCGCCUCCAUGGUGGACAUCGUCUGCUGCCCCACGCCCUUCCUGGUGGGCCUGCUGUCCAGCUCUCUGCCCAAACUCAAGGAGCUCCCUGUGGAGGAGGCUUUGAUGGUGGACCUGGGUACAGACCGCUUCAUCAGACAGAUGGAUGACGAGGCCACACUGUUACCAAGGAAACUUCAGGCUGCUUUGGAGCAGGCUCUGGAACAGAGGAAUGACAUCAUCAAUCCGGACUCGGACAGCGAAUCAGAUGAAGAGUGUAACUCCCUGAACAGCCUGGUGUCAGAGGCCUUCAUCCGCUUCUUCCUGGAGACGAUCGGCCACUACUCCCUGUUCCUGGCGCAGAACGAGCGAGGGGAGCGCGUCUUCCAGAGGGAGGCCUUCCGCAAGUCCGUGGCCUCCAAGAGCAUCCGCCGCUUCCUGGGCGUCUUCAUGGAGUCCCAGAUGUUCGCCGGCUUCAUCCAGGACCGCGAGCUGCGGAAGAGCAGGGCCAAAGGUCUGUUUGAACAGAGGGUGGAGCAGUACCUGGAGGAGUUACCUGACACUGAGCAGAGUGGGGUCAACAAGUUCCUGAAAGGACUGGGGAGUAAAAUGAAGUUUCUUCACAAAAAGAACUAGAGAACACAUUCUACUGUACCAAAAUAUCAAACUAAGGACUUUUUUUGUAAAAA